GGGAAUUCGGAGCUCCAGUGCAACAAAGCAACGUACGGCGGGGCACUCUCGGUCAACCAAUUCAGAGACGCCAUCGGACUACAAUUCGAAACUGAAGAACUCCAACAACAAGUCGCAACGCUCCAGAAUGUCGCUGAUGAACUACAGCCGUAUCUUGAUAGAGUUAACAGCACGCUUGGGCCAACCAAAGAUGCGUCUACUUGGGAGGGUGUUUGGUCACAUGUCACAACGGAAUUGGCAUCAAUGUUGCCAG
Messenger RNA from Sphaeroforma arctica JP610, 253 nucleotides. RefSeq lists its product as hypothetical. The transcript has 2 exons. The record is from RefSeq and is a predicted model, not a curated record. Lineage: Eukaryota; Ichthyosporea; Ichthyophonida. The annotation marks the transcript as partial.